Lemur catta (Ring-tailed lemur) is the source of this 4811-nucleotide messenger RNA. It is a transcript of the gene TMEM181, whose product is annotated as transmembrane protein 181. Lineage: Eukaryota; Metazoa; Chordata; Mammalia; Primates; Lemuridae. Gene Ontology annotation, molecular function: toxic substance binding. The record is from RefSeq and is a predicted model, not a curated record. The transcript has 17 exons. Bases 77 to 1510 code for a protein of 477 amino acids.
GCUGCUGCGCGGCGCCGGGCGGGCUCGGGGCGCGCUCAGGGCGCGCGGGCCGGGGCCGAGGGCCCGGGGCGCCGAGAUGGAGCCGCUGGCGCCCAUGCGACUCUACACACUCUCCAAGCGCCACUUUGUCCUCGUGUUUGUUGUCUUCUUCAUCUGUUUUGGCCUGACCGUCUUUGUCGGGAUUAGAGGACCCAAAGUGAUCCAGACUUCUGCCGCUAAUUUUUCACUAAAUAACAGCAAAAAGCUAAAGCCAAUUGAAAUACUUUCAAAUCCACUGAAUACGUAUAAUCAGCAGCUCUGGCUGACGUGCGUUGUUGAGUUGGAUCAAUCAAAAGAAACUUCUAUUCAGACAAGCUUUCCCAUGACUGUUAAAGUCGAUGGUGUAGCUCAAGAUGGAACCACAAAGUACAUUCAUAACAAAGUUCACAAUCGGACGAGGACCCUCACAUGUGCAGGGAAAUGUGAAGAAAUUAUUGUGGCUCACCUUGGCUACUUGAAUUACACUCGGUACACAGUGAUUGUGGGAUUUGAACAUCUGAAGCUACCUGAAGCUAUCAAGGAAAUGAACUUCACAUGGAAGACUUACGACCCCGCAUUUUCCAAGCUGGAAAUUUGGUUUCGAUUUGUCUUCGUGGUGCUCACCUUCAUCGUCACCUGCCUGUUCGCACAUUCCCUGCGGAAGUUCUCCAUGCGGGACUGGGGAAUUGAGCAGAAGUGGAUGUCUAUUCUUUUGCCUCUGCUGCUACUGUACAACGAUCCGUUCUUCCCCCUGUCCUUUCUGGUGAACAGCUGGCUCCCAGGGAUGCUGGACGACCUCUUCCAGUCAGUGUUCCUGUGCGCCCUGCUGCUCUUCUGGCUGUGUGUGUACCACGGGAUCCGUGUUCAGGGAGAAAGAAAAUGUUUAACUUUCUAUUUGCCUAAAUUCUUCAUUGUUGGACUGUUGUGGCUGGCUUCUGUCACACUAGGAAUAUGGCAAACAGUUAAUGAAUUACACGAUCCAAUGUACCAAUACCGAGUUGACACUGGAAAUUUUCAGGGAAUGAAGAUCUUCUUCAUGGUGGUGGCAGCUGUGUAUAUUUUAUACCUUUUGUUCUUGAUAGUCCGGGCGUGUUCUGAGCUACGUCACAUGCCUUAUGUGGAUCUCAGGUUAAAAUUUUUGACUGCGUUGACUUUUGUAGUGCUUGUCAUUAGCAUUGUCAUCCUCUAUUUAAGAUUUGGAGCACAAGUAUUGCAAGACAAUUUCGUAGCAGAACUGUCAACGCACUACCAGAAUUCAGCCGAGUUCUUAUCUUUCUACGGCUUGUUGAACUUCUAUCUCUACACCUUGGCCUUUGUGUAUUCUCCGUCGAAGAAUGCUCUGUAUGAGUCCCAGCUGAAAGACAAUCCUGCAUUUUCUAUGCUGAACGACUCUGAUGAUGAUGUGAUUUAUGGGAGUGACUAUGAAGAAAUGCCACUGCAGAACGGCCAAGCCAUUCGGGCCAAGUACAAGGAGGAGUCCGACAGCGACUGAGCUCCUGGCGGGCGGCACGGCGCCUGGACCUCUUCCUUUGGUGACCAUUUCCUGACCUUCCCCAGACCUGCUUCUAUUCAGACUUUCCUUAUGAGCAAAGAUUUCCUGGUCCUUAUUUGUUUACAUGUUUUCAAAAGGAAAACCAAAACUGAGGGCAAAUUUAAAUGUUGGGCCAAAUUUAUUGUCAGGCUGGCUACAUUUAUUUGGGAAGAAAGGUUUGGAUAAAGAGUUUAAACAGCCAAAUGCUUUUUAAAAGACUUCAGCUGAGAGAGAGCAUGUUUUCAGUGGUGAGGAGGAAAUUACCCUUGUUUUCAGUAGAGUGAAUUAUGUACUUUCUUUUCUUUUUUUUAAAUCCUUCACUAAUUCCAAGUUCAUGGGCAGCCCCUGUGACUAGCUCCACAGCAAGUGGCAUCACUCUUCUUUCUUCCUUUCUCCUCUUCCCCAUGGUAUUGGGUUUUUUUGACCGUUUAAACUCAAAACUCAAAGGGAAGCCUGUUUCUGUGGCUGCCUCGAGGGAAAGGCCUUCCUUGUUGCGUGGCGUCUGAAAGGAUCGGCAGCUUGCGGUGCAGCGUGUACGUUGUGACUUCUCCGGGGGAUGGUGGGUGGUUGGGUUCCGGCCCUUCACUGUCACCAGAGCAGAAGUAAUAGUGUUGUGGAGCUCUGAGGAGGGUUUGGUAAGUUGAAUAGGGAAAGGCUACGAUAAUUAACAAGCUACCAGCUCCCGUGAGGAAGGUUUUAUUGCCAUAGUGUUUUGCAGGGGCCUGUGUGUGCCGUGCGCGUACAUACAUGACUGUGUGGCUGUGAGAGGAUUUCCCUGGGGUUGGGGUGGGCAGGAGGGGAGCCAUUACCAUGCCAAUAAAUAGCAGUUUCUGCAACUCUUGAAUAUGAAACCCCAUAGAGCUUUAUUUUUUUUAAUAAAAGGUAAAUGAAUGAUUUAUAUAAUAUUAUAGAUUCUUUAUUGCCAGAAAGUUUUUUAACUUUACUUUUGGAAACUAGAUGAAAAGAAAGUAAAACAUCUUAAAUGGCUUAUGGAAAAACAUCUCUGGGUAGAAGGUAACUUGCUUGGAAACCAUUUCCUGUCCUCCAUGAACCACAUGGGAGUGAGGUAAGCUGCAUUGCUCUGUGGAAGAGUCUUUGGCACGGCUGAAUCUGGGCAUCAUACACGGCCCUGGAGGGUUUGCAAUUCCUUUUAGUCAGGGACUCAACAUAGAAGUCUGGUGUAGAUGUCUCCUUUGCUUUCCCCUUGACAUGCAUAGUAACGUCUGUCACUAUUAGCGUAUGUAAUUAUUGCCAACCUGACUGAUGCCAUCGUGGCCAACAGAGGUCCACAAGAGAACUGUUGCGCUCUGCAAGCAGUACCUACAUCUCUUCAUCUAUGCAUUGACUCUCAGAUGACCAUUCAGAGCUACAAAUUACUGUCCACUUAGGUAGUGCUGGGACCUUAGAGGUGUUCACGAGAGACUAUUCAUUAUGGCUUCGUAUCCUUCUUUUUAAUUUAAACUUUAAUGAUAAUGUACCUUUAAUAUGGAUUCUAUUCACAUUUGUUUUUAAAAGCCUUGUAAAUAGGAAUGUUUGGAUUAAAACAACUAUUAUUGCAAGAAUAAUUCAAGGUUUACAUGAUUUUUACAUUUGCAAUGAAUAUGUGAUGACUUUUUUUGAUUCUGUGUACUCAGAGGUAUUGAAAAAAUUUUCUGUUACCAAAUUUUACAACUUCUAAUACUACUAUAAUUUUUUAUAAACUGAUGAAGUCUUGUACUGAUUAACAUAUUCUAAUAUGUGAUAUAGUGUAUAAGUUUUAAUCAUUAUAAAGUAAUUGUUCAUGAUUUGGAAUGCUGUUAUUUAUCAGUACAUGUAAAAUAGUUGAGGCAUUUAGCCAUACACACAAUGGAACUGUUUAGAACUUGUCUUUGUCCUAUAGUGUAAAUAUAAACCGAUGACUAGUAUCUUCAUACAUUAAUUCUUCAUGACCUCAAUGAAAUGAAAAAUGUGGGAUUAUUUAUUUACUUUUCGUAACUAAGUUGGAAACAAAAAAAGUACCACAAAAGUACUUAAAAGAGGAAAAUGGUUCUUUAUUAAAUCAUGAAUUUUCAAUUUCUCUUCCCUGGUGUAUCAUAAAUGUCAACAUAUUAUUAAUACAUACUCCAUAUAAAACUUUGGUUAGAGUACGUAGCAUUUAGCAUGCAGAAUAUGUGCCAUAGGUGUUAGGUUAAAACACAAAAGUCUGCCAGAAACUUUUGACAUUAGCAAGAGAAUUGUUUUUCUUAAGGGAUUAAAGUUUUGCAAACUUAAAUUAUAAAUUCAAAGGGCUGACUUUAGUUCUUUCAUGGUAAUGGCUUGAAUAACAUCAUCUUUGGGAUAUUCUUUAUACUGGUCCAGUCUAGGGCAACCUGGAAGAUGACCAGAAAUGUUUCUGUUUCCCUAGGGAGAGCUUCAUUAUCCAUAUGGAUAAUAGGUCCGCUUGAUUUAUUAUUAAAUCAUUAUAGCAGUGAAGUGGUGCCGUUUUCUCUCCCUUAAGCCCCAUUGGAAAGGUGAGAGAAGGGGAUAUAUAUAAAAAUAUAUUCAGAGUUUGUAAAAUUAUUACUGUACAUAAUUAUAGAUGGCGAUAAAAGUUUAGCUACAUUAUGUAAACCCAUCCCACUAAAUGGGCAGGUUACAAAGACAAAUGUCACCAGCUUCAAGUAUUUCAUUAUUUACUGAAGGUAUAGUAUGUUCAAUAGGUUAUAUUAUGUGGUAACUUAUUUCCUGAAUCCUUUUCACGGGAAAACCACAGAUGCUCAUAAAAGGGAUAAUUAAAAGAGAAGUCUCUAUGAACAUUUAGUAAUGACUAGACUUAAAACACUAAAGUGAAUUUGUAUUUUGAGGGUUUUAGAAACCAGUUGCCUUAGAGGUUAGACUUUUAAAAAAAAGACAGAAAUCUUCUUCCCAGGCCAAAGGGAAGUUGCUUUUGUCUGUGACAUCUUGUUAUGCUAUUUUGAUUUGAUGUGUUAGAUAUACUGGUAACUAUACCACCAUACUAUGAAACAGAAGGAUUUUCUGCUACUGAAAACUGCCUUUUUACAAAAAGACUGUACAUAUUUGUAAAAUAAAACACUAAACUUUAAGCUCAGAAGGGAAGGUAGAGCUCUGUAUUUAACUGUGGGACUGUGUCAGUGGAACACAGUGGUGCCUGAGCAGAGUGGUCACUGUAAUCAGUCAGGCAAAAGUGAAUAAAUAUUUACGGCAAACUCACGUUUUGGGAAUGGCUUCAUUCUGACACUACCUUCCUGGUAAAUGUUAAUAAAUUUUUAAUAUUCAGUUCUUA